Molecule: messenger RNA, 3512 nt
Organism: Chanos chanos (milkfish)
Lineage: Eukaryota; Metazoa; Chordata; Actinopteri; Gonorynchiformes; Chanidae
Gene: mazb
Product: MYC-associated zinc finger protein b (purine-binding transcription factor)
Exons: 8
Coding region: 113-1489 (458 amino acids)
Biological process (GO): regulation of gene expression
Cellular component (GO): nucleus
Source: RefSeq, a predicted model, not a curated record
AAAGACGGAAAUGAGAGGGGGGAGUCCGACCCGGGGAGAGAGAUCCCUUUAAGAACAACUGGGACAUAGCGGAUUACCUAGCUGACUAUCUUCCUCUUGACUUUCGGACAAAAUGGAUGCUGCGUGGAGCAAUUUUCUCUUUCAGACCACACCAACUCAAACUCAAGUGGAGGGCACCCUCCAAUCAGAUCUCCUGCCUGUUCACACGACCUCUCCUCAGACUCCACCCUCAGAGCACAUUGCUCCGCCCCCAUCCACAGUGGACACUGCUGCACUCAAUGAGGAACCUGUACCUGUGAAGCCAGUAUCUCGGCCAGCCCGCGUAGCUCAUAUAUGCGCCAUAUGUAGUAAGCAGUUCAAAAACAGCUACAACCUGAGACGACACCAGUCUGUCCAUACUGGGAUUCGCAUGAAGGACCGGGCAAGCCGUGACAGAGAGGCAGGAACAAAAGAGAGCAUAGAGAGACACACUGUACCUCUCUCCCUCCUCCAACUACCAGUGCUGCCCACUCUGCCUCCUCAAGCUGUCCUGGUACCUCCCCACACACAGGCCUUGGGUAUUCAGGAUGGUGAUGGAGUUGCUAUGGCAAGUGUGGCUACAUCUGUGAAUCCCCUCCCUCCUCCCACUGCUGUAGUCAUGGCAACAGAGACUGUACAGCAUCCCGUGAAUCCGAGCCCUAAUCCAGUGCGUAAAAACCAUGCUUGUGAGACGUGUGGGAAGGCAUUUCGGGAUGUGUACCACCUCAACCGACAUCGUCUGUCACAUUCAGAUGAGAAGCCCUUCUCCUGCCCUAUCUGCCAGCAGCGCUUUAAGAGGAAAGACAGGAUGAGCCACCAUGUGAAAUCUCACCAGGGCGGCGUGGAGAAACCCUACGUGUGCCAGCACUGCGCUAAAGCUUUCUCACGGCCUGAUCAUCUCAACAGUCAUGUCAGACAAGUCCAUUCUUCAGAAAGACCCUUCAAAUGUCCGACGUGUGAGUCAAGCUUUGCCACACGAGACCGUCUGCGUGCUCAUAUGAUCCGACAUGAGGACAAGGUUCCAUGUCACAUCUGUGGCAAACUACUGUCUGCUGCUUACAUCACUGAUCACAUGAGGGUGCAUAACCAAUCACAGCAUCACGCCUGCCACCUCUGCAACCGCAGCUUCACCACGCUGACAUACUUGAGGGUCCAUGCUCAGAAGCACCAUGGGCAGGAGUGGAAAGACAGCGCGGGAGGAUUUGGCACAACAGGGUCUGGCGGUGUCCUGGUUUGUCAGCUCUGCGGGGUGCACUGCAAGACACCCACCCAGCUCCAAGGCCACAUGGGUACCCAUAACCCUCCUCCGAGCGAACCCAAUCCAGUAACCACCAGUGACGCUGGGGUACCAGGAAACACGGUUACCCUUGGCAACAUGGUGACCGCCCCAGCUGUGUUUGUGAGCGGGAAUACUGUAGUGGAUCUGCUAGUGUCUGACUGCUCUAGCAUAGCCCAGCAGCCGCACAGCUAGCAGAGCAGUUUAUUAACGCAUAGACCCUCACGCAGGAAUCACAAAGCUAGCAGAGAAGAUACCUAACAAUCACGCACUCAAACACACAGAAACCACAAAGCUAGCCGAAUACACAUAGAACAUACAAAAACAAACAGCUGAUGCACAGCUAGCACAUAUAAUGUACAACGUAAACUCACACAGAUACACACAAAAGAACCACACAGCUAACAAAGUAAACUUAACAUACACUAAUAUAUACACUUAAAAAUAGGAACCCCUUUGCUAACCAACUUGUAGUGUGCUGCCUUUUACCAAACAAAUCAGCCACAUAGCAGAGCAGUUAUGACACAAAGGUUUGUUGUGCAUAUAGUCACCACAUAGGCAGAUGAGUGAUCAAACAAACGAUGUCACAAAAACAAAGUACACACACAGUGAUUUUGCAACUGCUCUAGGGAAGGAAAGAGCAGUUUCAACACGUAUACCUAAGGAAUAUAUCUGUCUCUUCACAGUCUUGGAGGUAACAGAACUAAAAUGCAGUUUUCUCCUGUCAUUCUAGGAUGACUAGAAGUAUUAGCAGAAUGAAUAAAGUUAGAGGGAGUGGGAGGGAAGGGUAGAGUAAAAGUGUGAAAGCGUCGUGAAUAUCUUGCUCUGAAACUGAUAAGGUUAACACCCACAUUUCACCAGCUUUUCUUUUCACUCCAUCCUUCCCACUUAAUCCCUCUUUUUCUCUGCCUGUAGAACUCAAAAUGAAACUGUGAUUGUGUAUUCCUACUGUAUUCCUACUGUUUUCUCUCCUUUUUGAAGCAAUUGCCUGUUUAUCAUAUACACCUACCUGACUCCUCAUAUACACACAUAUGUACCCCAUAAUACUUCUUCUUCAGUUCUUGUCUGUUAAGUGUAAAAUAGAAAUAUGGUCAGAGUUGUGGAGAACAGACAGAAUUAGAAAGAAGGAGAGAAGUGGUGAAAAGAUGGAAGAGAUGGAUAGAUUGCACAUGAUUUUUUUUUUAAUCUCCUGUAAUAGAUGCAUCUCAGCUGACACUAUAGCAUUUUUAUGAUAGAGUGAAUAGAAAAAUGCAUUGACUGUAUACACUGUUUGAAGGACAGGGAGUGUCUGGGAAUGUCUGUGUACUGUGGUGUGUGUUAUGUGCUGUUUAAGAUAGGUGUGUUUAGAACAUUAGAGAGAUAGAGGUACAGUAAAAAAAAAAUAAUGUGAAAGAAACAAGAAUUGCAUUCAGGAUCAUCGUGCACCUUAAAACGUUUAAUGCUGAGUAUAUCUGUAUUAUUAUUUUUUCUUUUUCAUCAGCUGAGAAUUGUCCAUCAGGAACCCACUGACCUAGUAGUUCAAUGUCCACUAAAAUGCUGACCUUGAAACCAGUUAACUAACAAAUAAUUAAUUAUCAUAUUCUCUUAGCAAAUAAAACUAUACAGAGAGGGACUUGUUUUAUGAAUUUAUGAGACUGUUUGAGAGCUAUGAUGUUUACCUUUUUUGUUUUAUAUCAAUAUAGUUUUGUGGUCUUCUAAAAGUUACAAGUCCUCAUGUGAAAUGAAUGCAAGUUGUGUUACUGUUUCCAGUAGGACUGUGAGGAAAAAAAAGGUUUUACCCAUGAUUGCUUUUUUUUUGUCUAUUUUUGUUGUAAUUGUGUGACACAGAUGUUUUGAAGGGCUCAAAAGUGAGUGGUAAAGUGAUAGCAAAGUACUUAGAAGAUACUGUACUCAGUUGACCAGGUAUUUAGAUUAAAAAUGGAAGCUAGUGGAAGGAAAAAGGUGAUCCUGGUUUUCUACUGGAGUGUUUUCUUUUAUGAGUUUAGUGUUGGUACUGUAUAUUAUCUAAAUAUUCAUUAAUCUAAUUUGAAUUGGAGAUUUGUUCCUCCUUUUGGAAAAUGUAGUUGUUUAAUAGGAUUCAGACUUUUUUUUUGUUUCAUUAAGCUAAAAUAAUACAUCUUCAAUAGGAAUCUGUGCAGCUCUGGCAAUGCAUCUCAAUGCCUUAUUGUAUCCUACCACCUCUUAAUUUGUCAAAUUCUAAAACUAUUUUAAAUCUUAG